Molecule: messenger RNA, 1818 nt
Organism: Glarea lozoyensis ATCC 20868
Lineage: Eukaryota; Fungi; Ascomycota; Leotiomycetes; Helotiales; Helotiaceae
Exons: 5
Coding region: 1-1818 (605 amino acids)
Biological process (GO): cell-cell adhesion
Cellular component (GO): plasma membrane
Molecular function (GO): myosin binding
Source: RefSeq, a predicted model, not a curated record
AUGGAAGCUAUCGUUAUCGAUGACAGUCCCCUCGCCGAUUACUUCGAAGGCGAGGGCGAUGGUUCACCCAAACCUUUUAAAAAGGAGCGCGACUCUUCGGAAUUGUCCAGUCCUUCAUUUGCACCACGAGGCAUGCCGAAGUCUCGUUUGAAGUUCCGACAAAAGCUGCCUCCUCCUUUACAAUUAGCGAUUCCUCCAAACAAAGCCGUUGAAAUUAUACACGAUACCUGUUCUAAAGCUGUCAAUUCCAGACUGGGUAGAGCAGACAAUGCUAGAUUUCUGGAAAGAUUUAGAUAUUUGAUAGUUGCCUCACAGCUUCUCAAUGCCCACUCUCAAUUAGGCCAGGCUCCUUCCGGUAGAUCGAAAGACAUCUCUAUACCUAUACCAGACACUUCUGGACUCGCGACCCUCACACAUGAGGGAGUAGCUUUAACCAGCUCUUUUGCAUUUGGACUUGCGUGGACCGUAAAUUGGGUAAGAGGAGAUCAUGCUAUUGGUCAAACUCUGGUAUACUUUGGUGUGCUAGGUUUGUUGGGAAUUAUCGCCUAUGGGUACGUUCGUAGACAGUGGCUUCAAUACCUGCGGCAACAGAAUCUACGGGACAUUACGAGCUUGGUCGCAAAGUCACACGAGUUGGAUUCUGCCGCUUCAGGGGCCCUGAGUCUAGUACAGGAGGUAGAACUUGUUGCCCGUGGUUAUAAAAUCAGCACUCCUCUACCACCAGUAAGUCGGCUUGACGACCGCAGCCAGACAAGAAGAUGCGCCCGACUCCGGAAACAACUACGCCUUUGUUUUGCUGAGACUAUCCCACGAUAUAAUCAGGCCUAUAUAGCGAUUAAACCUUACGCGCAAGACAUGGACUUGGAGAAGUAUUAUGACAUAUACGAUAUUAGCGACGUAGAUUUUACGGAAGCUAUGUUGGGUUACAGCGAGGACGAAUUUGACGAUAAUGAGUCGGUUCGUGUGUUGAAGAUCCUCGCAGCACGAUUCUACAUGAGCAGAAAGAUUCUCUUGUGCUGUUUUAUGGCGUUGGAUGCACAAGGCGGUAAGUCGGAUUUGAUACGGUGGAAUAUGGCUUCAGAGGAAAUGCGAGCAGUCACGUUGGUGACAAGCGAAGCAGAGGACCGCUUACACCGCAUUCUUAGCGAGGAAGAAAGCUUUCCAGUUCCUCCAACGCCAAAGAUGCCGCUCACACCAAACCGCGAACGUUGGAGAGCCCAGUUGAGAAAGCUGAAUUCGCUUUCCAGCGGUAUCAGAGGCUUGCAGGCAAAGCUCCAUGUGCUCAGAGAUGAGUCAGACAAAAAUCUAAACGAAACAGAAGACGUUUCUGAACUUGGAACCACUCUUAUGAUGCAGUACGAAUCGAUUGGCAUCGAUCUAAAGGCACUGAUGCAGGAGUGGGAAGACGGAAAGAACGCUCUUGCAGUUAACAUUGAUCGAAACGAACGGCGAGUGUCUUCCAUGAGCGGCAUGCUUUCGCCUACGAUCUCGCUAGGUGGUCUUACUGCAGUUGACGAAGGCAGUGCGCUUGAUGCUCUCAAGGCCUUGAAUGGCGAAAUACCCUCUCGAUCAAGCAUGGAGUUGAGCUCCUCAGAUGCUGAAGAAGUAUUUGAGGCUAUCGCUCUUCCGCCUGGGCGACAAAGAAGUACCCUUACCAGAGACGAACGAAUCGCAAAAAUGAAAGAAGAUCGAGUUCGAAGAGAGUCAACGAAGGACAGAGCUGAAGCUAGCACUCGUAUGCUAAGGGAGCUAGAAUCGGUCAUAAACAUGAGACCAAGAGGAAAGACGCAGCCCGCGCGAAGAAUCACGUCGAUAUGA